Molecule: messenger RNA, 1648 nt
Organism: Belonocnema kinseyi
Lineage: Eukaryota; Metazoa; Arthropoda; Insecta; Hymenoptera; Cynipidae
Product: major royal jelly protein 1-like
Exons: 6
Coding region: 172-1482 (436 amino acids)
Cellular component (GO): extracellular region
Source: RefSeq, a predicted model, not a curated record
UAUCGUUAUUUUAUUUAUUAUUCAAUUAUUUAUAUAUUAUUUUUAUCAGUGUUAUAUUUUAUUUUUUAAUUUUAUUCGUAUCCACUGAAAUUGAAGAAAAGGUUCAAGACUUCUAAAUUAAAAUAAUAAAAUAGAAAGGAUAUUUUUGCCGAUCUUCACUUUGAAUAGGAAAUGCCUUUGAAAAUAUUUCCUCUCUUCCUGGGGCUUAUAUCUUUGGGAAACAGUAAACCAUUGGCUAUAAAUCAUACAGCGUUUGAGACAGUUUAUGAAUGGAAAUACCUCAACUAUGAAUAUGACAGUGCAAGCAGAGAGAAGGAGUACGUACAAUAUGGACCUGGUGUUAAAUACACAAGUUACUUAUCUGAUUUUGAUUUAGCAAAAGAUGGGCGAAUGUUUGUCGCUGUCCCCAAAAAUAAAGGAGGUGUUUCUACUUUGAAUACAGUAUCGGACAAAAAUGGAGCAGGUGGACCUUUAUUGAAACCUUAUCCUGAUUGGAAAUGGCAUUCACGAAAGGACUGCAUUGGCAUAUAUUCUGCGUACAGAGUACAAAUAGAUCAGUGCAACAGAUUAUGGCUAUUGGAUAGUGGAAUUGAAAGUUUUUCAGUAAGAAAAUGUCCUGCUCAAUUACUGAUGUUUGACUUAUCAUCUGACAAAUUGCAAUUGAGAAUAUCGAUUCCCAAUGAAUUCUUCGAAGAUCGAAAUGGCGAAGGAAGAUUAACUAAAUUGAUUGUUCAAUCAGACGGUUAUUCGUGUCAAAACACAAUCGUGAUCAUGACCUACGAUGAUGGAUCUGGAUUAGUUGUUUGGAAUGGAAAGAAUUUGUGGCGUCUGAAUGGCGUUGAUUCAAAAAUAUUAGCAGGCCGAAUAGUAAUUAAUAACUUAGGCCUUCUUAUAAGUCCUGGCACGUUUGGCAUGUCAUUUUCUCCCAAAACUGACGAAAAAUCUCAGAUUUUGGUACUGAGAUCACUUGCAAGUGAGAAUCUAUUCGCCGUGAAACUUGACGAUAUUCUCGCUACAUCAUCUAACGUCCCGAAUGUGCAACUAAACGAUUUUUCAGAUAUUUUCCAUAUUUUUGAUGCAAUAAGGGCAAAACCAGUAACACUGAAUGAUGAUAAAGUUGUAAAUUACACAAGUUAUUAUAAUGUUCUUCCAUCAUCAGCGAGUGCUUUAGUUUUCAAUCCGGAUGGGAUUCUUUUUAUCGGCCUCAAUGAAUUUACUGCCAUUGGUUGUUGGAAUUCAAAAACGAAAUUGACUGCUGAUAAUAUUGACAUUCUUGAUCAGGACAACAAGGCAAUCGAAUUUGUCCAGGACGCAAAAGUACUUCAAACUUCAAGAACUGGGAACGAUGAAGAGGAACUUUGGAUUCUGACGACUAAUCUAGCAAAAUAUUCACAUCGCAGGAUUAGGUGGCUAGACAUCAAUUACAGAAUAAUGAAGAAAACGACAAGUAGCCUCCUCACGAACUCUAAAUGCAUUGUUUAAAAGUUGACAUAUACUAGUUUGUCUAAUUUAUAAGUGAUUAGUUUUCAAACAGAAUGCAUGAGUAUAUUACAGUUUCAUUUUCCGAGCUAAACGCUAAACUUCUAAACUGCGAUACAAUGUAAAGGGUAUAUAACCUAAUAAAUUAAUUAAUAAUUAAAUUAAUUAA